Messenger RNA from Vitis riparia (riverbank grape), 2514 nucleotides. Its product is annotated as probable WRKY transcription factor 20. The transcript is spliced from 6 exons. Lineage: Eukaryota; Viridiplantae; Streptophyta; Magnoliopsida; Vitales; Vitaceae. Bases 214 to 2001 code for a protein of 595 amino acids. The record is from RefSeq and is a predicted model, not a curated record. Gene Ontology annotation, molecular function: sequence-specific DNA binding; DNA-binding transcription factor activity. Gene Ontology annotation, biological process: regulation of DNA-templated transcription.
UGACAAAGAAGCCCACAGUGCAUAAUACAUAUAGGCGUAAACACGGCACAAACCCAACCCAAACUCCAAACUCCGAACUCCAAUCAAUUAAACAGGAUUUUCUAAAGGGGAAAAGUUGUAAGAGGAAGACAACUGCUGCUAAAUCCCCAAACUACCCCUCGCCUGCUCCUUCCCAGGAAAAGCCACUUCUUGUUCACACUCUCUCUCUACUGAAUGUGGAAUCCCAGAAUGGAGGAGUCAUCGUCUCAGCCGCACAACUCCUCCAAAGAAGCCACUUCUCUACCUCCUCUACACUCCUCCAAUGUCGCCUCCGGAUCUGACGGCGGCGCCCGCUACCGCCUCAUGUCCCCCGCCAAGCUCCCGAUCUCUCGCUCCCCUUGCCUCACCAUCCCUUCCGGUCUCAGCCCCUCCUCCUUUCUCGACUCCCCCGUUCUACUCUCCAACAUGAAGGUUGAGCCUUCCCCAACUACUGGUUCCUUUGCCAAGCCUCAAAUGAUUCACGGAUCUGUUGGCUCCAGUAUGUUCUCGUCAACUGCGAAUUGCUCCAAUAGUAAUACAUUUGAUGAAAGAAAAUCUGGCUCCUUUGAGUUUAAACCCCACACUGUAUCAAAUUCUGCUUCAGGGUUAUUCUUGGUGGGAUCACCGGUUUCUGCAGAUCUUAACCACCAGCAAGUUAAGCCCUUCAUACCAGUUCAGGCCCAGCAUCCAGAUCUGUCAUUAAUGCCAUCACCUACAGUUAAAAGUGAGAUGAUGGCACCCUCAAAUGAAUUGAGUCUAUGUUCACCUGGGCAUAUGGUGACAUCAUUGGAUAGUGCACCUGCUGAAGUUGAUUCUGAUGAGCUAAACCAGCAAGGGCAUCCCAAUAAUGGGGUCCAAGCAUCACAAUCUGAUCAGAAAGGAAUUGGGCCUUCGGUUGUAGUUGAGAGAUCAUCUGAGGAUGGAUAUAAUUGGAGAAAAUAUGGACAGAAACAUGUUAAAGGAAGUGAAUUUCCACGUAGCUAUUACAAAUGUACGCAUCCUAACUGUGAGGUAAAAAAGCUAUUUGAACGUGCUCAUGAUGGACAGAUAGUAGAGAUCAUCUAUAAGGGUACGCAUGAUCAUCCUAAACCUCAACCUAGUCGCCGAUAUGCUUCUGGUGCUAUUUUACCUAUCCAAGAAGAAAGACCUGAUAAAGUUUCAUCUUUAAUUGGUCGAGAUGACAAGUCACCCAGCAUAUAUGGCCAGAUGGCCCACAACAUCGACCCCAAUGGCACUCCAGAACUAUCGCCUGUUGCAGCAAAUGAUGAUGUUGUAGAAGGUGCUAUCCUUGAUGAGGUUGAUGAAGAUGAUCCAUUGUCAAAGCGGAGGAAGAUGGAAAUUGGUGGGAUUGAUGUCACUCCUGUGGUUAAGCCUAUCAGAGAACCACGGGUUGUUGUUCAAACUCUGAGUGAGGUUGACAUACUGGAUGAUGGGUAUCGGUGGCGCAAAUAUGGGCAGAAAGUGGUGAGAGGAAACCCUAAUCCGAGGAGUUAUUACAAGUGCACGAAUGCUGGAUGCCCUGUUAGGAAGCAUGUGGAGAGAGCAUCCCAUGAUCCAAAAGCAGUGAUAACCACAUAUGAAGGAAAACAUAAUCAUGAUGUACCAACUGCAAGGACUAAUAGCCAUGACGCAGCAGGACAAGCAGCUCUGAAUGGAAUGCCAAUGAUUAGAUCAGAAGAAAGUGACACAAUCAGUCUUGAUCUUGGGGUUGGGAUAAACUCUGCUGCUGAGAAUAGACCAAAUGUACAGCAUCAAACACUGCAUGCUGAACUUGUUCUAACCCAAACCCGCACUAACAAUUCCAAUUUUCAGGCAGUUCAAGCAACCCCAGUUUCAAGAUACUAUGGUGUUCUAAACAAUGGUAUGGAUCUGUAUGGAUUUAGAGAAAACCUGGGUGAAAGCCGGAGUUUUGAAACUCCACCUUUAAACCAUUCCUCCAAUCCAUGUCCACAAAACAUGGGGAGAAUACUAAUGGGCCCAUGAUAAUGUUUCCAAAAGCUGGACAAAAAUACAGUGGUUUUUCUCCCUAUUUCCGUGGGUGGAGGACAAAAAGGCAAGUAUUCAAGUUGAAAAUACAAGGUUGUCACAUAUUUUUCCAUCUACCUUGCUCUUAAGGCCUCCCUGCAAUCGCCUUCUGUGUCUAAUCACUGUUUAUACUACAUUACCUUCUCCAAGCUCAAAACUUGUGUACAAAUAUGAAAUUGAUACAGGAAAAGUUUCUGACAUCAAAGACAGAUAUUGUAACUCAAUAGUGCUGGAAAUGGAAGGUCUCUAGUUGGAAAUACUUAGAUUUGUUAUGUUUAGCUUUUUGGUGGGGUUUUUCAAAGGAUGUCUGUAUUUAUGACUUGAGAUGUUGUAAUUGAAGUUUGAAUCCUGUUGAAGUUCAAGAAGAUGCUCAAGUAAUGUGCAUCACAGUGUGAUUGGAGGUUUUCUUGUAUGUCUUGUGAAUGCAUCUCAUAUAUAUUAUCUGAAUUUGAAGUUCUUGUUGCUGUGAGA